CAGUCGGGAUGGCGGCGAGGGCUGAGGGGCUGCGGCUCCUCUUCCUCUGGGCCUCUCUCGGUGCCGGGAUCCUGGGCCAGGGCACCGUCCACACCAACACUCCUUUCCUCCGGGAGGAAGAGCACAAACAGGUCACGCUAUCAUGCAUUUAUUCCGGGUUCCAAAACCCCAAUGUGGUCUGGAAGUUUGGGCAGGGCGGCAACUCGGUGCUGGUGUGUUACAACAACAAGAUCACCGCCCCCUACGAGCAGCGGGUGACCUUCUCUGCGGCGGGGAUCACGUUCAAGUCGGUGACACGCAAGGACAACGGGACAUACGUGUGCAUGGUCAGUGACCCGACCGGAGCCAGCUACGCCGAAGCCACCAUCUACCUCACCGUGCUGGUGCCCCCAGCGAAGCCCAGGAUCAGCGUCCCUUCGUCGGCCACCAUCGGCCGCAGGGUAGUGCUGACCUGCUCGGAGGACGAGGGGUCCCCGCCCUCCGAAUACCAGUGGCUGCGGGACGGCCUCCCCGUGCCCCCCGACCCCAAGAGCAGCCGCAUCUUCAGCAACUCCUCCUACACCAUGAACCUCAACACCGGGGAGCUGAUCUUCGACCCGUUAUCGGCGUCGGACUCGGGCGAAUACAGCUGCCGGGCCCAGAACGGCGUGGGGCUGCCCCAGCAGUCCAACCCCAUGCGCAUGGAGGCCACGGAGCUGAACGUGGGCGGCAUCGUGGCGGCCGUGAUCGUGUCCCUGAUCCUGCUCGGCCUGCUCGCUUUCGGAGUUUGGUUCGCCUACAGCCGCGGCUACUUCAACAGGACAAAGAAGGAGAGCUCGGGCAAGAAGGUGAUUUAUAGCCAACCGUCUGCCCGCAGUGAUGGCGAGUUCAAACAGACAUCAUCUUUCCUGGUGUGACCCCGGCCCCUGUGAUCGCACCCCCACCC
Molecule: messenger RNA, 925 nt
Organism: Tachyglossus aculeatus (Australian echidna)
Lineage: Eukaryota; Metazoa; Chordata; Mammalia; Monotremata; Tachyglossidae
Gene: F11R
Product: F11 receptor
Exons: 10
Coding region: 9-896 (295 amino acids)
Biological process (GO): intestinal absorption; regulation of membrane permeability; establishment of endothelial intestinal barrier
Cellular component (GO): bicellular tight junction
Source: RefSeq, a predicted model, not a curated record